Messenger RNA from Girardinichthys multiradiatus, 2595 nucleotides. It is a transcript of the gene dbnlb, whose product is annotated as drebrin-like b. The coding region runs from base 101 to 1540 and encodes 479 amino acids. Gene Ontology annotation, biological process: positive regulation of dendritic spine morphogenesis; positive regulation of axon extension; regulation of actin filament polymerization. Lineage: Eukaryota; Metazoa; Chordata; Actinopteri; Cyprinodontiformes; Goodeidae. The record is from RefSeq and is a predicted model, not a curated record. Gene Ontology annotation, cellular component: plasma membrane; lamellipodium; cortical actin cytoskeleton. Gene Ontology annotation, molecular function: actin filament binding. The transcript has 15 exons.
UAGCUUCCUCGCAGAUGAAUGUAAGCAUCGUUGCCACUCCUCCUGUAGGAAGGGUGAAGCCCGCAGAGAUCAAGCCGGCUAGCUGAACUCGGCUAAAACUAUGGCUGUAAACCUCAGUAAAAAUGGACCUGCAUUAACAGCUGCCUAUAAAGAAGUGGUAGAUGAAAAAUCCGACACGAACUGGACCCUGUUCACCUACGAGGGAAACAGUAAUGACAUCCGCCUGGCAGAAAAAGGAGAUGGAGGAUUGGAGGAGCUGGUUGAGGAGCUUAACAGUGGAAAAGUGAUGUACGCCUUCUGCCGCGUCCAGGAUCCCAAUUCUGGCCUGCCUAAAUAUGUUCUAAUCAACUGGACUGGAGAGGGUGUAAAAGACGCCAGGAAGGGAUUAUGUGCAAAUCAUGUCAGCGCCAUAGCCAAUUUCCUUAAGGGAGCCCAUGUCACCAUCAAUGCCAGAGCAGAUGAGGAUGUGGAACCUGAGGCGAUCAUGCAGAAGGUGGCCAAAGCUUCAGGAGCUAACUACAGCUUCCACAAAGAAGCCUCCAGUCGUUUUCAGGACAGCGGUCCUCAGGGGCCUGUGGGUUCAGUUUACCAGAAAACCAACGCUAUGUCAGAAAUCAGGAAGACCAAUAAAGACACCUUCUGGGCACAGGCAGAGAAAGAAGAGGAGAGACGUCGCCAGGAGGAGCGUCGCAGGGCUGAGGAGGAGCGUCAAAAGCUGGAAAGGGAGAGGAAGGACAGAGAGACCAAGGAGGCAGUGCUGAGGGAGAAUAGGGACAAGGAGAGAGCUUCUCAAAUUGAUCAGCAAAAGAAAUAUCAGCAGCAGCAGGAGGCUGAAAGCAAAGAGCACGAAAAACAACGCUGGGAGGACCAACAGCAGAAGGAUGCAGCUCAAGCGAAAGCAGUCAGGAGAGGUGAAUCUGUGGAAAAAGCCAAUGACGCAGCUUCGCUCAUCUCUCAGCGUGCUGUGAACCCCAGAGAGAUGUUCAAGCAGAGGGAGCGAGGAAUAACGCCCAGUGACUCAGACGCGCCCUCUGCUGCCCCUGAUAGCCCUCAGCCAGGGCGACUUCAAAGCCCUUUUCUGUCUAAGCAAGUGUACGAAUCUGAGCGAGCCAGCUCCCCUCCUCGCCAAGCUUCUCCUUCUCCUGUGGCAGCAGGGGCCACCUCGGUUGUUCGUGCCACAGAACCGGAUUUGAAUGAUGAGCAGUCCACAUUUGAGAAUGAUGAGCAGGAGACUCCUCCCAAGGAACAAAAGAAAGAGGAGGCACCAUCUGCUAACACAAAUGUUGAAGAAACACCUUAUCAAGAGCCUGCCCAGGUGGAGGAGAGUAACUCCUACGAAAUGACUGUAGAGGAAACAUCAGACAAAGGCAUCUGUGCCAGAGCAUUGUAUGACUAUCAGGCUGCCGACGACACAGAGAUCUCUUUCGACCCAGACGAAAUAAUCACCGGAAUCGAAAUGAUCGACGAAGGCUGGUGGCGAGGAUUUGGUCCAGAUGGGCACUUCGGGAUGUUCCCGGCAAAUUACGUGGAGCUCAUGUAGCCCAGCGGAUCAGCAGGGUUGAUCUCAGAGGACUUUUGCAGUAAAAAUCGACACACAGCAAAGUCAGUGCUCACACACUCUAGAUCAGACUGAAAAUGAACAAAACGAGUCUCCACAUCCCGGACCAAUGAGCAACCUGCCUUUAUUUCAAGAACACAGUUCAAUUUAAUUAUUGAUGCUGUAAGCAGCCGAUGGCAUAGUUUAUGGAUUUGUGAAGACCCAUAGACCUGCCCUCGAGAAAAGAAGUGUAUUUAUUUGUCAAUGUGAUGCAGUACAACAUCGAUUUUUAGGUCUUAAUUUCAGGUACAAGCAUAAAUAAUGACACUUCUAGUUCACAUUCCUUUGAAAGUUGCUUCAGUUUGAUUUUGGGUAUAUUUGAUGUAGCUGUAGCAUUUUUUUUCUACAUGAUACGGCCUAAUUUUUAUGCCUUGUUUUUGCCUUCUUAUACCGGCAGACUGAAUCAUCCUUUUUUUAUCCUGUGUAUUUUUUUCUUGUUUGUUUAUUUUUCUGACAGUGGUGGAAGUGAAUAUUUAAACCCAACAAAUGAUGUUUGCGGUGCUCUGACUUGUUGAUUUCAGUAGGGUCAGUGCACAAAACUGUUAAGUUCCCUUUUUUUUUUCAACUGUGAGUAAAUAGCAGUUUUCAUUUCAAGUCCUUCCUCAUUUCUGGCCGCAUAAUUUCAACAUGUGUAACUUUUCAGGGAAAAGCUGGAGAAGAACAUAAAAGUCAGCAUUUAUUUCUGCUUUCAUGGAUCCUCAAUGGGCUGAAGUUGAAUUUGAGUGCACAACAGAUGGUAAUGUGCCAUUAAAAAGGGUUGCGAGUGCAAUGGUUAGUGUCAUUUUCAUCAAAAACAUUUCAUCAUGCUUUACAACAGACUAUAUGCAAAUCCAUUCUGUUUUUAAUCAUGCAAAAAAAAAAAGCUUCGAUGUCAGUUGAUUUAAAAAAAAAUCCAUUGAUCAUGCAUAGAAAAGGGCAUUGUGUUGAUGCUUUAUUCAUGUUUGGUUUUUCACUGUAAUGUAAUGCAGAGAUUCUUGAUAAUAAAAGAAGUAACCAAG